Molecule: messenger RNA, 1329 nt
Organism: Cercopithifilaria johnstoni
Lineage: Eukaryota; Metazoa; Nematoda; Chromadorea; Rhabditida; Onchocercidae
Source: the annotation of a GenBank genome assembly
AUGGCGACGUCACCGAAUCGUUUAUUGUUCAUUGGUGUUUCGGUAAUCUUAUUACAAAUUGUAUCAGUUAUCAGCGCUGGCAAAAUAUUAGUCUUGGUUGAUAAUUUAAAUAUUAGAGAAACACAUUCAAUUUUCUUAAAGUCCCUAAAAGAAAGGGGACAUCAGUUGACUAUAAAAGCAGCAGAUGAUCAGACAUUAGCUCUCACAAAGUAUGACGAACAUCUCUACGACCAUCUUAUCAUUUUUGCCCCAGGAGUUGACGAAUUUGGUGGAACGAUUAGUGUCAAAGCUAUAACUUCUUUUAUUGAUAAUGGUGGCAAUGUAUUAGUGACAGCGGGAACACGCGUUGGUGAUGCUUUACAUGAUUUGGCUGCAGAGAAUGGUUUCGAAUUUGAUGAGGAUCGAACUGCUGUCAUUGACCAUUUGAAUUAUGACACCGUUCUUGAUGAAGGAGAUCACACGACGAUUGUAGCUGAUCCGUCAAGCCUUUUAUCUGCUCCAAUGAUUAUAGGAAAAACUCGGCAAGUUAAUCCUGUUCUAUUUCGUGGUGUAGCUUUAAUUGCUGACAAGACGAAUCAGCUUCGUCUGGAAAUACUUUCUGCUUCAACAACUGCUUAUUCAUUCAAUCCUCGUGAAAAAGUUGAAGAAUAUCCGGGUGCUGUGGGGCGUUCAACACUGUUGAUUGGUGCUAUUCAGGCGCGGAAUAAUGCGCGUGUUAUGUUGACUGGUUCGAUUGCCAUGUUUAGCGAUGCUUUUAUGAGUGCAAAUGUCAGCAAAUAUGGCUCGGCAACGAAACUUCAGAAAAGUGGAAAUUUCGAGUUACUAACUGAAUUGAGCAAGUGGGUAUUUAUGGAGAAAGGUGUGCUGAAAGUAAAGAGUGUUUCACAUCAUAAGGUCGGUGAAAAGAAUCCUCCACGAGAAUAUACAAUACUGGAUAAUGUCGAGUAUGAGAUCGAAAUUGAAGAGCUCAAUAACGGGAAAUGGGAAGCGUUCAGAGGGGAUGACGUUCAGCUAGAAUUCACUCGCAUUGAUCCAUUUGUUCGAACAACUCUCAAAAAUUAUAAUGGCAAAUUGAAAACACAGUUUAAAAUUCCUGAUGUUUACGGCGUGUUCAAAUUUAUGGUCGAUUAUCGUCGCAUCGGGUAUACACAUUUGUUGGAUGUGCAGCAGGUAUCUGUUCGACCACUGCAACAUACCCAGUAUGAACGUUUUAUUUAUAGCGCAUAUCCUUAUUACGUUUCGGCAUUUUCUAUGAUGAUAGGAGUUAUUCUGUUCUCGUGUGUUUUCCUCUAUCACAAAGAACCAUCAAAGGAUAUAAAGAAGGACUAA